This is a messenger RNA of Periophthalmus magnuspinnatus, 2056 nucleotides long. RefSeq names its product synaptotagmin-like 1 (gene sytl1). NCBI's taxonomy places the organism in Eukaryota, Metazoa, Chordata, Actinopteri, Gobiiformes, Gobiidae. Bases 184 to 1788 code for a protein of 534 amino acids. The record is from RefSeq and is a predicted model, not a curated record. Gene Ontology annotation, molecular function: neurexin family protein binding; small GTPase binding. Gene Ontology annotation, biological process: intracellular protein transport; exocytosis. Gene Ontology annotation, cellular component: plasma membrane; exocytic vesicle. The transcript is spliced from 15 exons.
GAAGAGGGCGUGGCCACAGCUUAAUCGCUAAACUCAAGCACACGCGUUGCUCUUCCACUUGAAACUUUUUAUUCAAUUUCCCGGAUGGAAAUAAGAGAAGCUCCAGAGCACAGAGAGCUGGAGACUGAAACUUCACAUCAAGAUUUCAAAUAGUUUGGCUGUAGCUGAGCACCUGCGUCUGAGAUGGAGCGAGAUUCAGGCGGCUCUCUGGACCUGAGCCACUUGACAGAAGACGAACAUGUGUCCAUCCUAAAAGUGUUGCAGCGAGACCUGGAGCUGCGGCAGCUGGAUGAAGGUCGUGUAAGGAACCUCCAGGCGAAAGAGACUGAUCCGGUGCGCCUGCGUUCUUUAUCAGGUGCCUGGUUUAACGAUGAGUGCAGCAAGAGGCACAACAGCUGGACAUCUGGCUGUGAUCUUGUUCAUGCGUCUAUGCGCCUUAGGAAGCCAAAAAACAAAGUAACAGAUGUGCCACUAAUUGGGCUUUUUAAUGGAGAAAUAGAGGAGACGAUGUCAUCACCACAAAACAACAAUUCACCUCCUGACAAAGGUCUGAACAAGAUUUUAGAAGAAAAUACAACCGGAAGCCAGCAAACUAUGAAACCUACACCCUCACCCAGAAUAAAAAGUCCACAAGAAAAGGUUGUACUGGAAAGCACAGACUUGUCCAAAGAGUAUGAAAGGAUAAGUAAUGGGAGUCACGCAGAGGAACCUGAGGACGGUGUCAAUGGUCACGACGAGGACAGUGAUUCCAUCGGCAGCAGUCUGAACGAUAUGGAUCCCGCAUCUUUAAAAACAAGCAGCUCUGCCGGCAGUCUGCACUCCAGCUACACGCUGAGUGGCAGCAUGAUGAGUUUGUUUAGUUCUGGAGACUUUGGCGUAGUGGAGGUGAGGGGCCGGAUACAGUUUUCAUUGGUCUACGACACACGCAGAGAAGAGCUGCAAAUCAGAAUUUACCGCUGUGAGGACGUUGCUGCAGCGCGAAAGAACCGCUCUGAUCCAUAUGUGAAAGCCUAUCUCCUGCCGGACAUGUCAAGUCAGAGCAAGAAGAAAACAUCAGUGAAGAAAAAGACUCAAAAUCCAGUUUAUGAGCAGACAUUAAGAUACAAACUGCGUGUUGGAGAGCUGCGCAGUCGGACAUUAAACCUGUCUGUGUGGCACGCGGAGCCCCUGGGGAGAAAUGUGUUUUUGGGAGAAGUGGAGCUGGCUUUGGGUGGCUGGGACUGGACCUGCACUCAGCCUCAGUGGCAGGAGCUACAGCCAAGGGUUCAUUUGAGUCCAGACGCCUUAAGCAGUCGAGGAACCAUCAUGUUGUCUGCAAAAUUUGUCCCUGAAGGUUUUGAGGGUGGCGGUUUGCCUCUGACGGGAGAGUUGCACAUUUGGCUACGAGAGGCUCAAGGUCUUGUGUCCAAUAAAGGAGGUCCACUGAACUCCUUUGUCAGAUGCUACAUCCUCCCUGAUGCUAGUCGCCAGAGUGGUCAGAAGACCCGUAUUGUGAAGCAUACAAUCAGCCCGUCCUUCAACCACACAAUGGUGUAUGAUGGCUUCCACACCAGCGACUUGAAAGAGGCCUGUGCUGAGCUCACAGUGUGGCAACGAGAGGGUUUGAAGACACUUAUUCUUGGAGGGAUACGGCUGAGCUGUGGAACUGGCCAGAGUUAUGGUGAACCAGUGAGCUGGAUGGACUCUACAGAGGAAGAGAUAUCUCUUUGGAACUCAAUAAUUGAUAACCCAAACCACUGGAUCGAUGCCACUCUGCCCAUCAGGACUGAUCUACAGAAGCGGCCCUAGUGAGCAUGUAUUGAAACUUCAAACAUGGUGCCUACAUUAUCUGUAAAUGUAUGUAGGACAUUAAGUGGAGGUGCAAUAUUAUAAAUAGCUUGUGUAGAUUUGUUUUGAUUUUGUAUGUCCUAAUUCUGUAAUUACCUAUUUAGUGAUCAACUGUGUUUGUUUUUCAAUUAAAUGUAAAUGUCAAUAUGUUUACUAAGAUGAGAUUAGGUAAAUUGUGUAAACUAAACUGUUUUAAUAAAAUAAGGGCAUAUUUUUGCAUAGCCUAAAU